AUGGCGGCGGCCGCGGCUCCUCCUCCUCCCUACAAGAUGGCGAGAGCUCGGCCGCUGCAGCCGCCGCCACCGCCACCGCCACCACCGCGGCGGCGUCACGGCUCCCUCGGUGCGGCGGACGAGGGUCGGCAGAGACCCCUUCUCUGUCGGGGCCGAGCUCAGGGACCCUCGGGGCUGCCUCCCGGGAGGGAGGGACGGACGGACGGACGGGGAGGCCUUGCCUGCAGAGCGGAGGAGACACAGUCGGGGAGUGAAUGGUGGCCGGGCCCUGUCGUCCUUGUCUCCGUCCCUCCCAAGCUUGGCUCGCGGGUCGGGGCCGGAGGGAGGUCCGCUGACUCCCGACCACGGACGCGCUCCGAGGGCGGCCUGCGGCGGGCUCGGGGCCGGGGAGCUGACCUGAGAUGGCCGGGAGGCUGGCUGCUGCGAGGCCAGGGCGCACCCUCCACCCAGGGACGCGCGGAAGUGGGGCCGGCGGGGCCCACGCUCCUGGGGACGCUGCAGGAAGGGGCACCGGCCCCGAGCCCGCUCCCGGGAAGAGCGGGAGCCGGGAGCGCGCCCUCGGUCGUGGGCUACUUCAGCCCAGAGUGCGGGCGAGGUGACCCCUUUGUUCCUGCCCGCAGUGACACUCUUCUAGAAGGAAGGGCGGCCCGCCUCCGCGAGCGAGGACUCCCUUCUAGAAAUGGUUUGAAACCGGUAGCUUCUCCUGUCCGACCCUCACCUGCAGAGAUGCUUGUGCUUGUGUUUCUACGGUUUUCAGAUCCCAAGGUCUUCACAGGAAAACAAGCCGUCUUGUUCCAAGUAAAACAAACAUUUAGAGGUAAAAUUGAGCUGGGCCAAAAGGGAAAGCAAAAUCCUGAGUCUCACGCAGCUGGUAGGCUGGAAAUACUGACAAUGGCCAAACCAUAUGUGACAUUAGACUCCAUCCCGGAACACCGACAUUAA
Messenger RNA from Peromyscus maniculatus bairdii (prairie deer mouse), 942 nucleotides. NCBI's taxonomy places the organism in Eukaryota, Metazoa, Chordata, Mammalia, Rodentia, Cricetidae. The record is from RefSeq and is a predicted model, not a curated record.